Stereum hirsutum FP-91666 SS1 is the source of this 3508-nucleotide messenger RNA. RefSeq lists its product as uncharacterized. The record is from RefSeq and is a predicted model, not a curated record. Bases 62 to 2806 code for a protein of 914 amino acids. NCBI's taxonomy places the organism in Eukaryota, Fungi, Basidiomycota, Agaricomycetes, Russulales, Stereaceae. The transcript has 5 exons.
UCACGCAGACCCCACUCCCGAACACACUUCCACCUCCCCCACUGCUGUUCACUCAACCACCAUGCCCAACGGACAUUACUAUCCCGACUCGUCCUCGGACUAUCGGGACCAAGAACGGCAUACGCCCCAUUCCCCACCCACAUUCUCAGCAGGCAUAGGCCGUCCAGCAGUAUCGCCCGGUCUUGCCGCAGUCGCUGCAUUCUCUCAAUCUAGACUCGCCAAUACAACGACACUGACUGCUGCUUCGAGCUCGGGACCAGGACCAGUACCACUUUCGCCUGCUCGUGCGACGAAUGCAAACGGCAGAGCGUCAAGCGAGCAUCAAGAGCUCAUCCCGGACCGUCUGCUACUGUCUCCGAACGGCCCCCAGCCCGCGGAACAACCUAGACCAUCGUCCAGGCGCGCGUUGACGAGGGCGUUGGAGCUCGCGAGGGAAGCUGUAAGGUUAGACUCGACGAACGACGAUCCGUACGGGGCGGUCAUUGCGUAUGGGAAGAGCGUGGCACUGUUGAGCAAUGUUAUGGAGAGGGUGAUGAGGGGUGAGGAUAGUACGGAGGGGAGGAGAAGAGGAGGUAGGAGGAGGAGCGUGGUCGCGCAGGAGGAGGAAGUGAAGAGGUUGAAGGCUAUUCACGAUACCUAUGCCGAUCGUAUGAAUAUCCUCAGUCUUAUUUAUAAUAUCCCUCAUAUACCACACUCCCCUGGCGCCCUCGCGGCGUCCAUCUCUGCAUCUGCGGAUUCUACGCGGCCCUCAUCACCCAACUCUAGCUCUCCUGGCUCCGAUUCGGAUACAUAUAGGGGUAGGUCAUCGUCUGUGGCGACGACGAGCUCCGAUGGUCGGACGACAACGAUAUUCACGGAUUAUUCUGGUACGACACUGGCGGAUGGCCUAUACCCUGACGAACCUGAGUCGGAUUCCGAGAAAGCUACAUCUUCAUCUCAUCAUCCAUACGCAGCCCCGGAGGCUAUGGAGCAACGGGUUUCUCCACCCUCAACAGCGACAACGAAUGGCACUGUCGCUCAUGUCCAACGGGAUCGAACUAGCUCACAACCUCCAGUUCGACCUUAUCCGGCUCCGGCCGCACCUCACCGUCCUCGAGCGGUCUCCGCUCUUCCACCCGCACCGCCACCGCCACGAGACUCUUUACCUCCCGCUCCGGAUCAGGAACGUCUGAACGUCGCAUCACGACCCCGAGGAAACUCGGCAAGUCAUUCACGGACGGGGUCGAAUGGUUCGGGCCGGUUAGCGUCGUUACAGGAGGAGAGUGAGCGGUACGAUGACCAGCCAUUGCAAUCGCAGCAGCAACAUCACUUUGAGGUCGAAGAGGACCUGCGGAGGUCUAGGGGCAGAUCGCAAAUAGUGUCUACGCCCAGAGAGUCAAAACGAGAGUCACAUCCGCUACCGCCUUUACCUUCGAACUCAUCAGACGCCUCGGGGUCAGUAGAGUCGCCGCGGACGCCACGUACCUUGACGAACGACGAGGUGCCAAAUACCGCGAUUGGUUCACCUCGACAUGUUACUCCUCGGCCAAGAGGCAGUUCCACGGUUGGCACCACGAAGUCUGAGAUCACCGUCCCGAAUACACUGAUCAAUCCCUCAACGACGAUGGGGACUAUUUCGCAGAGGAGGUCGAAAGUAUCUGCGCCUCCACCUUCGUCGAUGUCAGCUUUUGCGAGCACUGCAGGCAUGUCUGGGCUUCCAGAGUCAGCACCACCACCGUCUGCGAUGAGACAGACGUUGUCUGGUAUGCCACCCAGCUCUUCGUCUUCUCUCGGCUACACGCGUAGUCGGUCGUCGUCACAACCAGGACACCGACCAAAUUUGGCCGGUCUACCUUCUGCUUCGUACGACGGGCUACCGACCGGUAGACCCUCGUCUUCGAUGGUGCCGAUGAUGCCUAUGGUACCAAGGAAAACCUCGAUGUCUUCGAGGGCGAGCACGAACCAAGUCCCACAUAUCACCGUCGUCACCGGUCUCGUCUCUCCACCCCUCGGAACGCCAAUCACGCAUCUGGUACCACCGCCUCCUAUGAUGGGCACCAACCUCCCGACGACGCCAACCUCACCCCUCCCACCCGCACCUCCACCGGACCCAAUCCGCAAACCGUACCACAUGAUGUCGCUCAUCCGCCAAACCAUGACGUCCAAAACCGGAGGGUACAUCACCCGCCGACUGCACGUCCCGCAGGAGGUCUGGUCCCAGGGCGGGGCAAAGCUGCAGAACCUGCCGGAAAAGGUGCGGGUGGUGGAGGUGCUGUGCUCUGCGCUAGAGGAGCUGCAGAAUACGAGCGUGGAGAUCUUUGGUGCGGGGAACGUGAGCUCGGGGAUGGCGAUGGGGAUUGGGAGCGUGGGGAGGAAGGAGGGAGAGGUGUGGGCGGGGAAGUUGGAGGAGUUUGGGGCGGUGUGCGAUGGGGUUGUGCAGAAUUUUGGGAAGAAGUUGGGGGUGGGGGAGGGGUUUGUGGUUAAGAAGACUAGUGGGGUGACUUCAUGGGGAGGAAAACUUACCCGGCAGUUUGACAAGUUCACGUCGAAUGGGAAGAACCUUGAUUCGCCCGCGUCCUACGUCCAGGGUCUCACCCGACUAUUCCAUCAGGUCCAAUUGCUCGACGAGCAUCACAAAGCAAUCCUCAUGCAGCCCGUUGCGUCCUCGUACGCUGGACUACAAAAGGAGACUCGCAUGGUGACAGAGCAGAGGCUGAGGCACGCGUCAGAGUUCUUCGCGUCUGUGGUCUUGACGUUCGUCAUUCGGGACCUGGCGCAGUUGUUGGAUAAGUAUGUAAAGAAGUGCGAGAAGUGGCUGGCGGAGUGAGGUGUGAAUUUUUGCCUUUCUUUGUAGUUACAUGGGGACUUUUGCCACUCCUGUCGCCACUUCGGAACGGAUGGAUUCUUUCGCCCGCUCGGUCGGUCGGUCAACUUCGGAUUCUCUUCAAUGUACUACUUUAUGCUCCUGGACUGGAUGCCGUUCCACAUUUGUGUUCUCGUCGCACACUAUCCUCAAGAUGCCGGUUCUGCCUCCUUGUAUAUCCUUAUCACCUCUUCGCUUCGCCUCCGAACCUUUAUUUACGCUUUCUUCACCUUCUCUGUUGAAGCAGUCUACCCAAGUACAGCAGCGCACCAUAUCUCCUGGAGACCUCUCUACUCCUCUGUCGAAUAUUCUCCUUCCCUCUCUCUCCCUUCUCGGAUGGGAUUCUGUCACUGUUUGUCGAUCAAUGCCUUCCUCCUAUUUUCCUUCUCUCUUCCUUCCAAUUGUUCUUUUAAAGUUUUUUUUUUCUUCCUUGUCACUUCGAGUUCCAAAUCAUAUACAAUUCUGUUCUGUUCACUGCCGGUGCACUCUCAAUCAUCAAUCUCAGCGUGGAUUCGUUCUUCAUUCUUUCUUUCCCGUCCGUUCUUCCUUUCAUUCUCCCUUUUUCGACUUCCCCUUUGUUCCUCCUUGUUUGUGUGACUUUGUCCCUGUGUCUCCCUGUUUGUUUCGUUCUGUCACACCUCCGGAAUUGAUUCUGACGUGGCUCCC